This is a messenger RNA of Ornithorhynchus anatinus (platypus), 4688 nucleotides long. It is a transcript of the gene SF3B3, whose product is annotated as splicing factor 3b subunit 3. Gene Ontology annotation, biological process: mRNA splicing, via spliceosome. The record is from RefSeq and is a predicted model, not a curated record. Gene Ontology annotation, molecular function: U2 snRNA binding; protein binding. The coding region runs from base 389 to 4042 and encodes 1217 amino acids. The transcript is spliced from 26 exons. Lineage: Eukaryota; Metazoa; Chordata; Mammalia; Monotremata; Ornithorhynchidae. Gene Ontology annotation, cellular component: nucleus; U2 snRNP.
AACCACUCCCCUCUCCUUUCUCCCCAGGCCCUCCUGGAGCAGUUAAAGGGCUUCGUGUGGUCUCGAGGAGGGGGGAUUGUGGACGCCAUUUUUCAGGCACUGCUGAGGGCGCCUUUCCUCCUCCCGCCCCACUGGAAGGACCCCGGGUGGGAGGGCUAAUGGCGGCAGCCCGCGGGACGGCGGCCUAGACCGCGGCCGACGGCAUCCACCCGACAUCGGCGCCAUCGCAGCCGCUCCCGGGGUGAGAGGCGUCCCCAUCUCUUCUCCGAGGCCCGGGCCGUGAGGACAGGUUUCCAAGUCUCAGCCUUCGUGGGGUUUGCAAUCAGACUUUCCUGCAGCAGCGGCAUCAGUGACAUUGAGGCACAAGUGAUCUGGUUCUGUCGCCACCAUGUUCCUCUAUAACCUGACCCUGCAGCGAGCCACCGGCAUCAGCUUUGCCAUUCAUGGCAACUUCUCAGGAACCAAACAACAGGAAAUUGUUGUUUCUCGGGGGAAGAUCCUGGAGCUUCUCCGCCCUGACCCCAACACCGGGAAGGUGCACACUCUCCUGACGGUGGAAGUGUUCGGUGUCAUCCGGUCGCUCAUGGCCUUCAGGCUGACGGGCGGCACCAAAGAUUACAUUGUGGUCGGCAGUGACUCGGGCCGGAUCGUCAUCCUGGAGUAUCAGCCCUCCAAGAACAUGUUUGAGAAGAUCCACCAGGAAACCUUUGGAAAGAGUGGGUGCCGCCGAAUCGUCCCUGGCCAGUUCUUGGCUGUGGACCCUAAGGGCCGAGCCGUCAUGAUCAGUGCCAUCGAGAAGCAGAAACUAGUGUACAUUCUGAACAGAGAUGCUGCUGCUCGACUCACCAUCUCUUCACCUCUGGAAGCUCACAAAGCCAACACGUUAGUCUACCAUGUGGUGGGAGUGGAUGUCGGAUUUGAAAACCCUAUGUUUGCCUGCCUCGAGAUGGACUACGAGGAAGCAGAUAAUGACCCCACGGGAGAAGCAGCGGCCAAUACCCAACAAACCCUAACUUUCUAUGAGUUGGACCUUGGAUUGAACCAUGUGGUCCGAAAAUACAGCGAGCCACUGGAGGAGCAUGGCAACUUCCUUAUAACAGUCCCUGGCGGCUCAGAUGGCCCAAGUGGGGUGCUUAUUUGCUCUGAAAACUAUAUAACCUACAAAAAUUUUGGUGACCAGCCUGAUAUCCGAUGCCCCAUUCCUAGGAGACGGAAUGAUUUGGAUGACCCCGAGAGAGGGAUGAUCUUUGUCUGCUCUGCCACCCACAAGACCAAGUCAAUGUUCUUCUUCUUGGCCCAGACUGAGCAGGGAGACAUCUUCAAAAUUACCUUGGAGACUGAUGAGGACAUGGUGACAGAGAUCCGGCUGAAAUAUUUUGAUACUGUGCCAGUGGCUGCUGCCAUGUGUGUCCUCAAGACAGGCUUUCUCUUUGUGGCAUCAGAAUUUGGAAAUCAUUACCUGUAUCAGAUCGCCCACCUGGGAGAUGAUGACGAGGAGCCAGAGUUCUCUUCUGCCAUGCCUUUGGAAGAGGGAGACACAUUCUUCUUCCAGCCUCGACCUCUGAAGAACCUGGUGUUGGUGGAUGAGCUGGACAGCCUCUCCCCCAUCUUGUUCUGCCAGAUAGCAGAUCUGGCCAAUGAAGACACCCCACAACUCUACGUGGCCUGUGGUAGAGGACCUCGGUCAUCUCUGAGGGUCCUGAGGCAUGGACUUGAGGUAUCUGAAAUGGCUGUCUCCGAACUGCCGGGUAACCCCAAUGCUGUCUGGACUGUUCGGCGACACAUCGAAGACGAAUUUGAUGCCUACAUCAUCGUGUCUUUCGUGAAUGCCACCCUGGUUCUCUCCAUCGGGGAAACUGUAGAGGAAGUGACUGAUUCCGGAUUCCUGGGUACCACCCCAACCUUGUCCUGCUCCCUAUUGGGAGAUGAUGCUUUGGUGCAGGUGUAUCCAGACGGUAUCCGUCACAUCCGAGCGGACAAGAGAGUGAAUGAAUGGAAGACGCCGGGAAAGAAGACUAUCGUCAAGUGUGCCGUGAACCAGCGGCAAGUGGUGAUUGCCUUGACUGGAGGAGAGCUGGUCUACUUUGAGAUGGACCCCUCGGGUCAGCUGAAUGAAUACACGGAGCGGAAGGAGAUGUCAGCCGAUGUGGUGUGUAUGAGCUUGGCCAAUGUGCCCCCAGGCGAGCAGCGCUCUCGCUUCCUGGCCGUGGGGCUGGUGGACAACACCGUCAGGAUCAUCUCUCUGGACCCUUCGGACUGUCUGCAGCCCCUGAGCAUGCAGGCCCUCCCUGCCCAGCCCGAGUCCCUGUGUAUCGUGGAGAUGGGUGGGGCCGAGAAACAGGAUGAGUUGGGAGAGAGAGGCUCCAUUGGCUUCCUCUACCUGAACAUUGGACUGCAGAACGGUGUGUUGCUGAGAACUGUCCUGGAUCCUGUCACCGGGGAUCUGUCUGAUACCCGCACCAGAUAUCUCGGCUCCCGCCCCGUGAAGCUCUUCCGAGUCCGAAUGCAGGGCCAAGAGGCGGUGCUGGCCAUGUCAAGUCGCUCGUGGCUAAGUUAUUCUUACCAGUCCCGUUUCCACCUGACGCCCUUGUCCUAUGAGACCCUGGAAUUUGCCUCUGGUUUUGCUUCGGAGCAGUGUCCUGAGGGAAUUGUGGCCAUUUCCACCAAUACACUCAGGAUUUUGGCUUUGGAGAAACUGGGUGCUGUCUUCAACCAGGUGGCCUUCCCGCUGCAGUACACCCCCAGGAAGUUCGUUAUCCACCCCGAGAGCAACAACCUGAUCAUCAUCGAGACAGACCACAAUGCCUACACCGAGGCCACCAAGGCCCAGAGGAAGCAGCAGAUGGCAGAGGAAAUGGUGGAAGCGGCAGGAGAAGACGAGAGAGAACUAGCUGCAGAGAUGGCUGCCGCCUUUCUGAAUGAAAACUUGCCGGAAUCCAUCUUUGGAGCCCCCAAGGCAGGGAACGGGCAGUGGGCCUCAGUGGUCCGAGUGAUGAACCCCAUCCAGGGAAACACACUGGACCUGGUUCAGUUAGAGCAGAACGAGGCUGCUUUUAGUGUGGCUGUUUGCCGGUUCUCUAACACCGGUGAUGACUGGUAUGUCCUGGUGGGGGUGGCCAAAGACCUCAUCCUCAAUCCCCGCUCUGUGGCUGGGGGUUUCGUCUACACCUACAAGCUGGUGAACAGUGGAGAGAAGCUUGAGUUUCUGCACAAGACCCCAGUGGAGGAGGUUCCUGCUGCCAUCGCUCCAUUCCAGGGCCGGGUACUGAUUGGUGUGGGCAAGCUCCUGCGGGUGUACGACCUUGGGAAGAAGAAGUUGCUCCGCAAGUGUGAGAACAAACACAUCGCCAACUACAUCUCGGGAAUCCAGACCAUCGGGCACCGCGUGAUCGUGUCCGACGUCCAGGAGAGUUUCAUCUGGGUCCGCUACAAGAGGAACGAGAACCAGCUCAUCAUCUUCGCCGAUGACACCUACCCCCGUUGGGUUACCACCGCCAGCCUCCUGGACUACGACACGGUGGCUGGGGCCGACAAGUUUGGCAAUAUCUGCGUGGUGAGGCUCCCGCCGAACACCAACGAUGAAGUGGAUGAGGAUCCGACCGGGAACAAGGCUCUGUGGGACCGUGGGCUGCUCAAUGGGGCCUCUCAGAAGGCUGAAGUGAUCAUGAACUACCACGUCGGGGAGACGGUGCUUUCCUUACAGAAGACCACCCUGAUCCCCGGAGGCUCUGAAUCCCUCGUCUACACCACCCUGUCCGGGGGCAUUGGGAUUCUGGUGCCCUUCACGUCCCACGAGGACCACGACUUCUUUCAGCAUGUGGAGAUGCACCUACGGUCUGAACAUCCCCCUCUCUGUGGGCGGGACCACCUCAGCUUCCGCUCUUACUAUUUCCCUGUCAAGAAUGUGAUAGAUGGAGACCUCUGUGAGCAGUUCAACUCCAUGGAGCCCAACAAGCAGAAGAACGUAUCUGAAGAACUGGACCGGACACCCCCCGAGGUGUCCAAGAAGCUGGAGGACAUCCGCACCCGCUAUGCCUUCUGAACCCUGGCCUGCGGGCCAUUCCGGUUAAAGACUCUUGACUUCUCACUAGGGUUGCGGAGAUGCAGGUUUUGGUUCCUUUUCCUUUCCCCUGUGAUAAUCCUGCUCCUAUCCCCGGCAGCCGUUGAGCUCCUGAAAGGUUAAAACUAUCGAUGUUUUCCAUACACUUUUUCACUUCCCUCAGGAAAUCUGAAUUUCCUGGCAUGUGGACAUCCCUCCUUCUUGGAUUCCAAGUGCUGCAAAGACCUGUAAACCUAGCAUUACAGGAAAUCCUCCUUUUCAGAGAGGAGAGCGAGGCACCCGGUGUGCCGUCUCACAUCGCUGCCUUGGAUUUGCAGAAACUUCCGAGCGAAGCGGUUGACAGCAGUGGGGUUCCCGAUGGUGGUUCCCCCCCCGCUUCCGCAGGCGGUGAUGCUUUUUCCCCCUGCUCCCCCUCCCCAAACCCCCCUCCAGUGCCCCGACUUUCUUGCUGUCUCAUCUGCUUUUGUACACACCCUUCACUUUUCACCAGUUUCCUUGUAAAUAAUAGUUUUGUACAAUGUUAAUGUUAAGUCGGAGAAGAGGAACACUGGGGCGGGAUCAUGGUUGUAAUGCAAUACCAGUGAGCUCGGCCACAGAACAUGAAAUAAAAGCUUAAGUUUUUAAAGUG